CUUCCGGGUUCCGGCGCACGUGGGAUGGCGGGCGCGGAGGCGGCGGCGGCGGCGCUGUGGGGGGAGGCGCGGGCGGUGCUGCCGGGGGCGGAGGCGGACGUGGCGGCGGCGCUGGGGGCGCUGGAGGCGGAGGCGGGCCCGGUGCUGGCGCUGCUGCAGCGCGCGCGGGCGCUGGUGUACGAGGGCGGGGCGCCGCGGGCCGGGCCGCCGCGCGCGCGGGAGCUGGAGGCGCUGGGGCGCGCGGCCGGGGCGGCGGCGGACUACGCGUGGGAGCGGCUGCAGGCGCGCGCGUGGCGGGACGUGGAGCCGGGCUGGCGCCGCGCCUUCGCCCUCGCCUGCCUCUUCCGCGCGCUCGCGCUGCUGGGCCAGCCCGCCCGCGCCCUGCGCGCCUGCGACCGCGGCCUGCUGCUGGGCGCCGCCGUCCUCGACGGGGCCCUCGCCCGCCUCGCGCGCCUGCUGCAGCGCCGCCUGCCCCGCGCCCGCGCCCCCGCCCCGCCGCCGCCGCCCCCCAAGAGGAUGCGGAGCGACGCCGGCGCGGCCCCGGAGCUGGCGUCGGAGCCUGCCGUCCCGCGGCUCCGCUGCCCGUCUCUGGAGCGUUUCAGGGAGAGCCAUUUCAUCCCGCAGAAGCCCGUGGUGUUGGAGGGGGUCGUUGACCACUGGCCGUGUAUGAGGAAGUGGAGUGUGGAUUACCUCCGUGAAAUUGCUGGGUGGCGCACAGUCCCCGUGGAGCUAGGUUUGCGAUACACAGAUGAAGAAUGGUCUCAGGAACUCAUGACUGUGGAUGACUUCAUCAGUCAGUAUAUUGUGAACAAGAACAACGUUGGCUACCUUGCCCAGCACCAGCUGUUUGAUCAGAUCCCAGAAUUGAAGGAGGAUAUUAACAUCCCUGAUUAUUGCUGCCUGGGGGAAGGGGAAGAAGACCACAUCACCAUUAAUGCCUGGUUUGGCCCAGAAGGAACCAUCUCGCCUCUUCAUCAAGAUCCACAGCAAAAUUUCUUAGUCCAGGUAAUUGGAAGAAAAUAUAUCCGUCUGUAUUCUCCACAAGAAUCGGAAAACCUGUAUCCACAUGAAAGCCAAAUGCUUCACAACACCAGCCAGGUGGAUGUGGAAGAUCCCGAUCUAGUUAAGUUCCCCAGGUUUGAAAAGGCUGCCUUUCAGUCUUGUAUUCUGACACCGGGACAGAUUCUGUUUAUUCCAGUUAAAUAUUGGCAUUACGUACGAUCCCUCGAUAUCAGCUUCUCUGUCAGCUUCUGGUGGUCGUAACUGUGACGGGGGGGGGGGGGGGCAUAGACUCUCGAAAGUAAGGUAAGGAAGAGUACAGCCUGCUGCGUGCUUACUUAGGAAGACCAUUCUCUUUCAAAAGAGGGCUUUUGGAAGAAAUUGUGCUUGUUUUCUGCCCACAGCAUAGAGCUGAAGUAGAAACCCACACUUCUUGCUUCAGGCUCGGUGAGACAUCUAGACUAAAAAAACGAAAGCAGCAGCUACAACCGCCUGUUUGUUUUGUGGAUGUUCCUAGUACGGAUUCCUAAUAAAGAGCAUGCGUCGGAUCAUCCCCUCCUAUGUAUAUACAGUGAAAACAAGACUAUAUACGGGCAUCAAACAGGCAUUUCCCAGAGUGGAAAGAAAGGAGCAUGUGACUAAGUUGUUUACCCCCGUGUGCGGAUUUAAGAAUAGCCCUGGCUUUGACUAUGAUGGACAACACAUUUCUACAAAACCUCAGUAAAUAAGAGAGUUGCCAACCUAAAACAAGGUGACAUUUCUCCGUGCCGUAAAAACUACUUCUAGGAAGGCUGGAAGUACAGUCCAUUGUUGACUACAAUUCAGUUACAGCUCAGCUGCCCCGCUAAUGCUUUUCUUAUCUAUGAAAAAUGGAUUAUAUUCCUCACAUGGUAAUGGAUGGUUUCCUAGUGAACACUGUCUCUAUUGCAGUUCAUAGAAUAGUAGGGCUGGAAGGGACCUGUAAGAUCGUGUCCCCAUCUGCACCAGUAUCAAGGAAAACAGACAAUUUUAAUAUGAUUUUUAAAUAUAGCCACAGAAAAAGUAUUCGUAUUUAAAAUAUGAGCACUUCAGUCACCUCUCCUCUGCUGAUAUAACAAAAAUCCCGUUCGCUCAAGGAGUGGAUGGUGGACUAUGGACUGAAGAUAUAAUUUUCUUGAUUAAAGCUCUGAUACUACUAACGAUCA
Molecule: messenger RNA, 2183 nt
Organism: Alligator mississippiensis (American alligator)
Lineage: Eukaryota; Metazoa; Chordata; Crocodylia; Alligatoridae
Gene: KDM8
Product: lysine demethylase 8
Exons: 7
Coding region: 25-1263 (412 amino acids)
Cellular component (GO): nucleus
Molecular function (GO): histone H3K36 demethylase activity
Source: RefSeq, a predicted model, not a curated record